Molecule: messenger RNA, 769 nt
Organism: Pygoscelis adeliae (Adelie penguin)
Lineage: Eukaryota; Metazoa; Chordata; Aves; Sphenisciformes; Spheniscidae
Gene: ANAPC13
Product: anaphase promoting complex subunit 13
Exons: 3
Coding region: 206-430 (74 amino acids)
Biological process (GO): protein K11-linked ubiquitination
Cellular component (GO): anaphase-promoting complex
Source: RefSeq, a predicted model, not a curated record
UGGGUGUAAAGGCAAGGCCUGUUCAACGUGUAGCUCUGGAGCCAGGCGUGGCCCGGUGGCUCCUGCACCCUCCGGGAGUCCCAAGCCUGGUUUGGUUUUAAAUAAAUACCGGUAGUCUUCCAACCCUGGCACGAUCGAGCCGCCUGCUGCUGGCUGCUGUCCUGCAGGAGUCACGCGGAUCUAGCUGUACUUGCCUGCUACAACGAUGGACAGCGAAGUGCAAAGAGAUGGCAGAAUCCUGGAUUUGAUCGAUGAUGCGUGGAGGGAAGAUAAAUUGCCGUACGAGGAUGUGGCUAUCCCUCUGAAUGAGCUUCCUGAACCAGAGCAAGACAAUGGUGGCACAACCGAGUCUGUGAAAGAGCAAGAAAUGAAGUGGACGGAUUUGGCUCUCCAGUAUCUCCAUGAAAACGUUCCACCCACGGGAAACUAGUGAAUCAGUGAGAUCGCAUGCAGUGGAUGCAUGAAUGCAAUGUAAAAAAUAUUUUUCAGCUGACCAUCGCUGUCAUAAGCUUCUCUAAGGAGGAAACGACGUUUCUGAAAAAGGCUCAAAUUCAAACAAUGGUUCUAUUCACAGUGAUGAAACACAAGUUUAAAAUGCUUCUAUAAUGAGUGUGAAAUAACAAUGGCUAUCUCAUACCUCAGAGCUAAUAUCAGAAUGUUUCUCUUAUGUAAAAUUAUUUCAUAUCUUCUGUUACGUUGUUCUUAAGUUGGUGCCAAUUCUGAUCUUAAAUGUUUUCUACAUGUGAUAAAAGAAAUGGUUUUUACUGUC